Messenger RNA from Durio zibethinus, 3962 nucleotides. NCBI's taxonomy places the organism in Eukaryota, Viridiplantae, Streptophyta, Magnoliopsida, Malvales, Malvaceae. The record is from RefSeq and is a predicted model, not a curated record.
UGGGUUUUGGGUUUUUAAUUCUGUUUAGUUGUUUUGUGGGUUUGAAAUUGUUUAUAAUUAGGGUUUUGGGUCUUAAGUUUUGACCAUUAUUUCUGCUAUUUUGUAAUGUUAGAAAGAGGGAAUCUUUUUUGUUUCUCUGUUGCUUUAGUAUAUUGAUUGAUAUUAUGAUAGCAGUGUUAAUGGAAAAUGUGAUGAUUAUGUAAAAGGUAUGUGGAAAGAUGGAACUUUAUAACUCAUAUUGAUAUGCAUGGAUUUGUAAUUUUCUGUUGUUCACUGAAUUAUUCUUGGAUGUGUACUAUGGUCUCAUUUUAGGCUUUUCAUGGUUACUUGUGAUGAUAUUUUCGAAAAUUUUCCUGCGUUUUUGAAGUCGACAUGAUUGCUAGCAUGAAAUUUGUUUUGAUUGGUUUGGUUACUGCAGAAUUACAGAGACUUCAUUUUCUUUUUCAUGUUUUGCAAUAACAUUUUAGCUAUCACCAUUUCAUUUUUCUUUGAAGCCUCUGAUUGUAAAAGUUGAAUCUUAACUUGUUUGUUCGAUGUGAUUAUUUUGUUAACUUCAUGUGAAAGAAUGCUGCUAGUACUUUGUUUCCUUCCUCACUUCCAUCUUCAAAGUUAAUCCUUCAUUUGUUAGAGCCUUUGCAUUCAUGUCUUCAUGCAAGCAAACCCACUUAUUUUGUGAAAUUUGACAUCCGUUAUGAAAUAUCAUAGUUUGAUUGCUUUCAAUUCCUUCCCUUUUUUGGCCUAGUCAGAUUUAGAUUCUUAAUUGGUCUAAUUUGAUAAAACUACUGCAGGAACCAUUAGGGGGUGGGAAAUGAGUUUCUUGUCUGGCAGUUAAGAGAUCCUGGAGGAAGACUACAAGAUUCUGGAUUUUAUUGCUGAUGGACUGCAACAAGGAAGAGGCCAUCAGGGCCAAAGAUAUUGCGGAGGAGAAGAUGCGAAAUAAGGAUUUUUCAGGUGCUCUUAAAGUUGCAGCCAAAGCCCAAAAACUUUUUCAGGAUCUGGAGAAUAUAUCUCAGAUGAUAAUGGUGUGUGAUGUGCAUUGUGCUGCUGAUAAAAAAUUGUUUGGUAAUGAGAUGGAUUGGUAUGCCAUACUUAAGGUUGAGCCAACUGCUGAUGAAGCUACAAUCAAGAAGCAGUAUAGAAAAUUUGCCCUACAACUUCACCCAGAUAAGAAUAAGUUUCCUGGUGCGGAAGCUGCUUUUAAGCUGAUUUCGGAUGCACAAAGAACUCUUUUGGAUCAAGGUAAAAGAUCUGCCUAUGACAUGAAACGCAAAGUGACUGUUAAUAGACCAGCUCCAGCAGCAGCAUGUCGGCCCCCACAGAAGCCAAGUUGGUACCCGCAUGCAACAGCUGCUCAGAAUAAUUUUCGUGCCAACUUUCCUGGCUUGAAUUCUCAACAGAAGUCGCAACAGCCGCAACAGCAACCAACUCAAACAGGGUUCUCCAAUGACCGGGCCACUUUCUGGACCAAGUGUCCACACUGUACAGUUAGGCACCCAUAUCAUACAGAAUUACUUCACAAAUCUCUUCAUUGUCAAACUUGCAACAAGACCUUCUUUGCCUAUGAUUCUGGUGCAGUUCCACAGGCAAGUAACAGGAGUCAGCCAAAAGUUCCUCAACAAAGGGUUGUUCAGAAUCAGGGUGCUUGCAAAGUUGAUCAAGGAUCUCAAAAGUAUUUCACUGCUGAGAAUGUUUUUACUGCCUUUUCUGCAAAUGCAGCUCCCACUUCUGAGGUUGGAACGGAAAAGGUGAAUGGUAAAAGAGGAAGGAAGCAAACUGUUGAAUCUCGUGAAAGCAGCAGUGAGUCUAAAGAGGAUAAGGUGGUUGAUGACAAUGGUGAUGUUCUGGCUGGAAAGAAGUUUGAUUCUCAAUUAGAGCAAAAUGUGCGAAGAUCUGGUAGGCAUAAGCAACAUGUUUCUUAUAUGGAAAAUUUAAGCGAUGAGGAGGGCAUGGUUAGUCAUCCAAAAAAGGCUAAGGGAAGUGGAUCACCCUGUGAAACUGAAGAUGGUGAAGAAAUGCCAAAAGAAUACAAGUCUACUCACAAAAAUCAGUCUGGCUUAGCUGGUGAAGUGAAAGAAGAUAAGAAAGCAAUGGACCGUAGAGAAGGUAAAAGUUUUGAGGCAAGCAUACCAAAUGGUAAGAAGGAAAUUGGGAAAGAAUUUGAAAAGGAAGAGGCCCGGCUUUUAGCAUGCCCUGAGCCAGAGUUUAAUGACUUUGACAAAGAUAAGAAAGAAGGGUGUUUUGCAGUAGGGCAGAUUUGGGCUUUGUAUGAUCCGCUGGAUGCCUUGCCUAGAUUCUAUGCUCGGAUCAGGAAAGUCUUCUCUUCUGGGUUCAAGCUGAGGAUAACCUGGCUAGAACCAGACCCAGAUGAUGAGAAUGAAAUAAAAUGGGUCAGUGAAGGUUUACCGGUUUCUUGUGGUAAGUUCAAACAUGGGGACUCUGAAAACACUGAAGAUCGACUUAUGUUUUCCCAUUUGCUAUGUUGGGAAAAAGAAACCUGUAGAGGUAUCUACAAGAUAUAUCCAAGAAAGGGAGAAACCUGGGCUGUUUUUAAGAACUGGAAUAUCAAAUGGAAGUCUGAUACUGGCACUGACCAGAAAUAUGAAUAUGAAUUUGUUGAGAUCUUAUCAGAGGAUGCUGAAGGUGUAGGUAUACAUGUUGCUUACUUGACUAAGGUGAAAGGCUUUGUGAGUGUCUUCUGUCAAUUGAGUAAGGAUGGAGUUGAUACAUUUCUAAUUCCACCCAGUGAACUAUUCAGGUUUUCCCACAGGGUUCCGUCCUUUGUACUGUCUGGUAAAGAGGGAAAAGGGUUGCCAAAGGGUUCCUUUGAACUCGAUCCAGCUUCUUUGCCUGAAGAAAUUGUUGUUCCCAAGGACUUGAAGGUGGACUGUGAUAGCAUACAUCUUGAUAGUUCAUUUUCAAGUAAUUCAGAAAUAGUGAAGCCAAUGAUGGGAUCUGGUAAAACUGCUCUUCCUGAUUCAACCUCAAAUGCCUUUGAAAUUCCAGAAUCAGAAUUUUACAAUUUUGAUACUGAUAAAUCCCCGGAAAAGUUUGUCAUUGGUCAGAUCUGGGCAUUGUAUUGUGAUGAGGAUGGCUUGCCAAAGUAUUAUGGUGAGAUUAAGAAAAUUGAAUCCAAGCCAGUUUUCAAAAUACACGUGAGAUGGCUUCUUCCUUGCAUAUCGCAGUUAGUACUCGGUUGGUAUGAUACAAACAUGCCCUCUUGUUGUGGGAGAUUUAGGAUUAAAAGGGGUUCCCAGGUCUAUACCUCUACCGAUUCCUUUUCUCAUAAGUUAAAAGCAGAACCUACUGGUAGGAAGGAUGAAUAUGCCAUCUUACCUAGAAAAGGUGAGAUCUGGGCAUUGUAUAGGAACUGGACUCCUAAUAUUAAAUGCUCUGACUUGGAGAACUGGGAAUAUGAUAUAGGGCAGGUUAUUGAGGAAACUGAAUGGUGCAGAAAGGUUUUAAUCUUAGAGCGUGUCGGUGGCUUCAAUUCUGUUUUCAAGCCCCAAGUAAAAGGGGGAUCUAAUGUUACAAUUGAAAUCACUCAGACGUAUCAGCUUAGGUUCUCUCAUCAGAUUCCGUCUUUCCAGCUAACCGAAGAGAGAAAUGGCAGCCUAAGAGGAUUCUGGGAACUUGAUCCUGCGGCAUUGCCUGUUUAUUAUUUUUCUUGUUAGUUUUGAGUAGCAAGUUAAGAAGUCUGAUGCUGUCUCUUUAUGUUUUUUGUACACUACAUGCUCUUCCGUUCAGAGGGUACUUUUCCCACUAGACUGAUGUCUAGAACAGAACAACUCUGGGAGAGUCUCAAUUACUUGGGUCUAACUUAAAGUGCUUAAUAGCAUUGAAUCAUGUUUUGAUGUGAAAUGUAACAUCAAUAUCUUCUGAGUUUUGAGCAUUGAAUGUAAUUCUCUGGCCAAUUUGUCGAAGGAACUGUUUAGAGUGUAAACGAAUCGAAUUAUAUUGAGAAA